Molecule: messenger RNA, 1703 nt
Organism: Dromiciops gliroides (monito del monte)
Lineage: Eukaryota; Metazoa; Chordata; Mammalia; Microbiotheria; Microbiotheriidae
Gene: FBLIM1
Product: filamin binding LIM protein 1
Exons: 8
Coding region: 125-1252 (375 amino acids)
Biological process (GO): cell-cell adhesion
Cellular component (GO): focal adhesion; stress fiber
Molecular function (GO): filamin binding
Source: RefSeq, a predicted model, not a curated record
CGACCGGCGGCGACCGGGGCUCAGGUGAGAGCAGCAAUGGGGACUCCGCGACGGUGGAGAACAGUGGGGAGGUUCGGGCAGCUGCCGGGCCGCGGCCUUGCUUCCAGAGAAAAGCCUGAGGAAGAUGAUGGCCGCUAAGCCAGAGAAGAGGAUGGCCUCUUCCAUCUUCAUCACCCUGACUCCUCCUCGCCGGGACACAGCCGUGCUGGAGGAGGUGAGGCAGGUGGCCUGUUCCAGCCGCGCCAGCCGGGCCCGGGAGCCUGCCUCCUCCAAGAAGCCCCCUGGUGACUUUCUAGUGAGCAGACGGGACUUGAGGGCCCCUGGCAUUCUAGCGGCACAACCCCCACCUGUCCUACCUAAUGGAGAUUCAUCCCUCCUUCCUCCAGCCCCAGAUCCUGAGGACAGCUUUCCUGAUCUGGAUCUCCUCCCGCCUCCACCACCCCCUCCAGCCUUCCUACUCCCACCAGAUGAGGAAGGCCUCACCCAGGGAGGCGAUUCUCUCUCAGAAGACCUACGGCAGCUGCAUGUGGUCCCUCCACCUCUCCCCACACAGGCUCUAACUGAGUCCCGCCAGCUUAAGCCUAGGCCCAAUCACCUCAAGGGAGUAGAGGAAGAGCUGCCACCACCUCCUGAAGAGCCAGACCCUGUCCGAGAGAGGGAGGAGUCCACAGACAUCUGUGCCUUUUGCCACAAGGUAGUAUCCCCCAAGGAGCUGGCUGUGGAGGCCAUGAAGAGACAAUAUCACGCCCAGUGUUUCACGUGCCGGACCUGCCACCGACAGUUGGCGGGCCAGCACUUCUACCAGAAGGAUGGACGGCCCCUCUGUGAAUCCUGUUAUCAGGAUACUCUAGAGAAAUGUGGCCGCUGCCAGACUAUAGUCCUAGAACAUGUCAUCCGAGCUCUGGGCCAGACCUUCCACCCAGACUGCUUCACCUGCGUGGUGUGCUCCCGGCGUAUUGGGGAUGAGAGCUUUGCCUUGGAUGAGCAGAAUGAAGUCUACUGUUUGGAUGACUUCUACAGGAAAUUUGCCCCCAUGUGUAGCAUUUGCAAGAAUCCAAUCAUCCCCAGAGAUGGGAAGGAUGCAUUCAAAAUCGAAUGCAUGGGACGGAAUUUCCAUGAAAACUGCUACCGGUGUGAGGAUUGCAGGGUCCCACUGUCGAUCGAGCCCACAGACCAAGGCUGCUACCCGCUGAACGACCAUCUCUUCUGUAAACCAUGUCACGUCAAGCGCAGUGCGGCAGGAUGUUGCUGAAAGCACUACUCUGUGAACCAUUGUGAUGGCUCCUGUCCCGGACCCCUUCCUCUGUCCUUGACAGCCUCAGUUUCCCUUCUUCACCUACUGUUGCAGCAGCUAUUCUACGCCACAGGGAGAUGCCCACCUGCAGGAAAAGAGUGCUGGGAACUCCCCUCCACCCCCAAACUUAUGUCUCCAGCUUGAGAGAAAGCAGCCUGGUAUCAAUGAGUCAUCCAUAAAAAUUUGUUGAGCAACCCCAAAAAGAAGCAAGAGAUGGGACCUGUCCUUGUGGACUCAUGAUCUCAUUGGAAGGACCCUGACUUUGGAGAGAAGGGACCUGAAUUCAGACUCCAGCUCUGCCCUUAGCUGUGUGACUGUGGACAAACCCCUUCAUCUCUCUGGCCCUCGGCUUCCUUGUCUAUAAAAUGAGGGGUUUGGACAGGCUUCCUUCUCCUGAGGAGGAUCAUGU